AUGAGCUUCUUACACGACCCACCUAGGGGCCAGCCAGUCCCAGUGUUUAGAAUCAACCUAUCACUCCCUCCAGAAGAACGCUAUGUAUCACUCGCACGACUCUACAAGGAGAAGGCGCGAGCUAUGACAGGCAUAUUUGACGACGUGAUCCAUGAAAUAUCCCCGAAGAUUCCUACAAGUCUAGUUCACUGGCUCGCCUGGCUAUUUCUACGAGGAUUAUACACAAGCGAAGAGACAGCUGAAAUCCGAGGAAUUAGCCAUGAAACCGGAAUCGAUCUUUACUUGCUGGUGUCUUUGAAUGUCGUUCUAGAUUUACUGAUGGGAUGCACCAGUGGUGGUGUCAGAGUUGGAGAUGGUGCAGAUACUAAGAUGGUGCAUUUUCGAACUCUGGAUUGGGGAAUGGAUCCACUGCGAGAUCUUGUUGUGCAACUGGAGUUUAUCAAGGAGGAAGCCCCCGACAAGGUACUUGCAACCAGCAUCACAUAUGUUGGCUUUGUUGGUAUUCUCACGGGUGUUCGGAAAAACCUAAGUGCUUCACUCAACAUGAGAGCUGUGCAUGAUUCUCGGCGGAAUACAGCCUUCUACUUUAACCAUCUCUUGGUAUUAUUGGGGGUUCGGCAGUCUAUUUCAUCAUUACUUAGACAAAUCAUUCUACCUGGGCCAGACAAGCCUCAUGAUCAACUUUCGAAUGCUUCCACGAUUGAUGAAAUUAUCGCCAAGGUUCCAGGUAUUUCUACCACGGCUGCCUACCUCAUCUUCUGCGAUGGAACUACGAGUUUGACGUUGGAAAAAGACCUUGGCUCUGCAGUGAUUCGCUCUUCUAAUUCCUUCGUCAUUACAACAAACCAUGAUCAAGAGUCCAACUUUACCACUACUGAAGUCACGGAGGAUGAAGGAGGACACACAGGUCUGCGAUUAGCUGGCGCCGAGCAAACGAUAGGAGAGUUCAUCGAUGAAAGCAAGACACGCCAGGCUUGUAUGCAGAAGAAAUGGGAUCGCCAGGUACAGAAGCAGAAUUCUACUCAACAGGGACUAAAGAAAAGAGUCAACAGAGACAAAGCUCCUGAUCGAAAAGCACAUUCAAUGCAAUUGAGACAACGGCAGGACAUGCCGAGUGGCACGGAGCCAAGUCCUGAGCCCGAGAUAUCUAUCACACAGGACACAGCGCUCCGGUGGCUUUGGUCAUACCCGAUUGUCAAUGAAGACACCCAUUAUGCUGUGCUUAUGGAUCCAGUGGAAGGCAGCUUUAUCUAUACUGGUCUGUUUCCAGUGCUCCGAGAAGGGGAUGACAGGGAAGAGAACUAG
Penicillium antarcticum is the source of this 1305-nucleotide messenger RNA. RefSeq lists its product as uncharacterized. The transcript has a single exon. The record is from RefSeq and is a predicted model, not a curated record. The coding region runs from base 1 to 1305 and encodes 434 amino acids. NCBI's taxonomy places the organism in Eukaryota, Fungi, Ascomycota, Eurotiomycetes, Eurotiales, Aspergillaceae. Gene Ontology annotation, molecular function: hydrolase activity, acting on carbon-nitrogen (but not peptide) bonds.